GUUAUAAAGACAAGGAGAUAGAAAUAUGCGGCCCCACAACUUAUCAGAAAGGGCCACGUGGAUGAGUAAUUUACCCCAAUCCGCCAUACAUUACUAGCUUGCCCACCUUUCUCGGCGGCGCUUUCUGUUCUCCUCCGCAACCCACCGCCCUGAAACGCUCACGCGCCGCCGCCGGAAUAUCCUCCUCUUUAGAGAUGUCGUCUACUACUACUACUAUUCUCCCUCUUACACCUAUUACUCCACCGCACCUCCGUUCCCAUGCGCCCUACCUCACUCAAUUCCUCCCCCGCACCUCAUCCAUGACCCGCCUCAAACCUCUCUUCCUCCGCCGCAAUCACCUCCGUCGUCUCGCCGUCUCCGCCGCCGCCGUUCGUCAGGACACCACCGUCUGGACGCCGGCUCCUCUCUCGACCGUCUCCCCCGCCGCCGAGUCUCUCUUCCACGUCACCAUUGACGUCUCCGACUUUCCCGACCUCGCGGUCUCCCACACCAAGGCCGGACAGUACCUCCAGCUCCGCGUCCCCGACGCCGAGAAGCCUUCGUUCCUCGCUAUUGCCUCCCCGCCUUCCCUUGCCGCCGCCAAAGGCGUGUUUGAGUUUCUAGUGAAGAGCGUCCCCGGCUCGACUGCGGAGCUUCUGUGUAAACUCCAGAAAGGAGAUGUGGUGGAGCUGAGUCCUGUUAUGGGGAAAGGUUUCGACAUUGAUCGGAUCUCGCCGCCGGAGACGUAUCAGACUGUCCUGAUAUUCGCCACUGGAUCUGGAAUUAGUCCAAUCCGGUCUCUGAUUGAGGGAGGAUUUGGUGCUGACCAGAGAUCUGAUGUGCGAUUAUAUUAUGGUGCACGCAACCUAGAUCGAAUGGCUUAUCAGGAUAGGUUUAAAAAUUGGGAAUCUUCUGGAGUUGAAAUUGUACCAGUAUUAUCUCAACCAGAUGAUUCUUGGACUGGCGAGAGUGGCUAUGUGCAGGCUGCAUUUGCCAAAGCCAAGAAGCUUUUUACACCACAGUCAACUGGUGCCGUGCUUUGUGGACAAAAACAAAUGGCUGAGGAGAUUACCUCUGUUCUUUUAGAAGAUGGAGUUUCAGCCGAGAAGAUCUUAAAGAACUUCUGACCCAAAAUUUGUAACCAGUUUGUUGUAUUAUUCUCUAGUUUUCAAUAAAACAUUCAACUUGGCCCGACCAGACUGCAAAUUUAACGUGCAAAGUCUGCUGGCUGCCUCUUAAGUCUUAAACCAACCAGAAGAUGCGUGAGCGAGGUCAGGACAAGAGAUGCAACAAAUUGUAGGUAGUUCUCAUAUUCUCAGCAUCUUCAUGCUUGGCUUCAUUUUGUUGUUUUUGCCAAUUAUCAUAGGAACUGACUACUGUGGGCAGGGUAGUGCAACUCUAAGCCCCAAGAAAAAUAAUUAUAUUCUUUGUAUUCUAUUAUUGAAACAACACAUUAGAAUUUGUUAGCCUGCUAUUUUGUUAACAUUUGAACCUAUGGUACUAAAAUAAGGUUGAGAUUUUUAUUGCAGUA
This is a messenger RNA of Ipomoea triloba (trilobed morning glory), 1510 nucleotides long. Its product is annotated as fruit protein pKIWI502. The record is from RefSeq and is a predicted model, not a curated record. The transcript is spliced from 5 exons. Gene Ontology annotation, molecular function: oxidoreductase activity. NCBI's taxonomy places the organism in Eukaryota, Viridiplantae, Streptophyta, Magnoliopsida, Solanales, Convolvulaceae. Bases 195 to 1106 code for a protein of 303 amino acids.